Molecule: messenger RNA, 1669 nt
Organism: Diospyros lotus (date-plum)
Lineage: Eukaryota; Viridiplantae; Streptophyta; Magnoliopsida; Ericales; Ebenaceae
Product: CAX-interacting protein 4-like
Exons: 3
Coding region: 364-1338 (324 amino acids)
Molecular function (GO): zinc ion binding; nucleic acid binding
Source: RefSeq, a predicted model, not a curated record
GAAGGGGUUAGAGACGGAACGGAAUGUUUCCGUCUCUAACCACCGUAAUAUAUUUACCCCAACCUCUUUUUCCCUCUGGUUUACCUUCGUCACAGCUUACAGCUACUCCCUAUCUCUCUGACCGUCCCCUUAUCAUCGUUCCCCGUUGCCGCCCGGUUGCACGGUGCUCGGUGCCGCCGUCGAUUCGCAAACACGAAUCGACGUUUCCGUGCAACUCGAAUCGAUUCACAACUCCGAUUGCUUGGUGCCGCCGUUUCCGUGCAACACGAAUCGUCGCUACCCCGUGCCGCCGUCGAUUCACAAACACAAACUCCGUUCCUCUUAAUCUAGUUACGAGGUUGAGUUUGUUAUUUGAAUUUCAAGAUGCCGGCGACAGCAGGUAGGGUUCGUAUGCCUGCAAACAAUAGGGUGCACAGUAGUGCAGCCCUCCAGACCCACGGUAUAUGGCAGAGUGCCAUUGGGUAUGAUCCUUAUGCCCCCAAUAAGGAAGAAAACAAGAACGCCCAGCAGAAGUCUUCAAACUCAGGACCAGAAGCUGAGAAUGCCUAUGCCAGUUUCCAGGGAUUGCUUGCACUGGCCCGCAUAACUGGUUCCAAUGCCGAUGAGGCUCGUGGGUCCUGCAAAAAAUGUGGCCGGGUUGGGCAUCUCACCUUUCAGUGCCGGAACUUUUUGAGUGUUAAGGAUGACCUCAAGGAGAAAGACCCAGAUACAAUUGAGGCUGCAGUUCUGUCUGGGUUGGAUAAGCUAAAGGGAAAUAGGGUUAAGGCAAAAGGUGGCAAAAAUGCACCUGAGAGCUCAGAAGAGAGUUCUGAGGAGGAGGAGAGUGAAAGUUCAGAUUCUGACUAUGAUUCAGAAAUUGAGAGGGCUGUUGCUGAGAAAUAUGGAAAGAAGAUGAGUAAAUUGCAGUCAUCAAGAAAGAAGAAAGAGGAUUCUGAUGAUGAUAACAUGGUUUCUGGGCAUAAGAAAAGGGGUAGGUCAAAGAAGAGAAGUGAGAAGAAGGCACAUACUGAUACUAACAGUGAGGAUGAGGGUGGGAGUAAAAGAAGAAAGGAAAGGAGGCGGAGGAGAGAUGAAUCAUCAGAUGAGGAUGUUGAUUCCACUCGACAUCGAAGGAGGAAAACUAAGAAGGAGAAGAGGAAGAGAAGGAGCCAUUGGCGUUCUGAUGAUUCAGUUUCAGAAGACUUCGAGCAUUCUUCCAGACGACACAAGCGGAAGAGUAGGAGGGAAACUUCGCCAUCUGAUUCUGAUGUUAGCAGCUCAGAGGAUUCCCGUGUUGGGAGAGACAAAAAGAGGUCUGGGAAGAAGAUUAGGAGGCACCACCGUGAAGAAGAGGACUAGUUUUCUAUGGAUGGGCAUUGGAAGUGGAACCUUUGGCUGUGACUGAAUUAUCAACAGAAGGCGGACUGAAUUUGUGUAUGUUAUUUAUACGAAGGAUAGAUCGGACCGCCCAAGGCCCUGCUGGAAAACAUAUUUAUUUUCUGUUUCUUGAAGUAUAUUAUGUUUUCUGUGUUCCCUGUUACCUUCACCUGUGCUGUAAACAAAUUCAACCUUUUCCAUUCCGCAUGUCGUACUCAUCUCUGUUCUGUUUAUGAAUUUCUCCAGAUGCAUAAACCAAAGUAAUAUGUAAAUGCAGUCUCCUUGAUGUCAAAAUUUAAUGUUCGUUUUCAUA